Molecule: messenger RNA, 729 nt
Organism: Cyphellophora attinorum
Lineage: Eukaryota; Fungi; Ascomycota; Eurotiomycetes; Chaetothyriales; Cyphellophoraceae
Product: C-factor
Exons: 1
Coding region: 1-729 (242 amino acids)
Molecular function (GO): oxidoreductase activity, acting on the CH-OH group of donors, NAD or NADP as acceptor
Source: RefSeq, a predicted model, not a curated record
AUGCCUACGUGGGUCAUAACUGGGGCAAACCGGGGUCUAGGCUUGGAGUUUGUGCGACAGCUCGUCGCCAGCAAAGAAGACAAUACCGUCCUCGCGCUCGUCCGCUCGCUCAGCAAGACCGACCUGAGUGGCCUCAAUGCCAUCAAGAACGAUAACGUCCACAUCCACGAAUGCGAGACCUCGGACGAAGCCUCCAUCACAGCCUUCGCUGAGUCGCUGAAGACUUCCUCCAGCCAUCCACAGAUCAAUUUUCUCAUCAACAAUGCCGCCAUCAAUGCAGUCUCGCAGAAGACUGCGCUCACCUUGACUGGCCCAGAGAUGCAUAAUCACCUGGACGUCAACGUGCUUGGACCCGCGCUGCUUAUACAAAAGCUCAUGCCGCUUCUCGCACCUGGCGCUGUGAUCUUGAACAUGACCAGCGGGCUCGGAUCAUUUGGACGGGCGCUUUUUGGCGGCGCGACGGUAUACAGCGCCAGCAAGGCAAUGUUGAACAUGGUUUCGGUCCAUUUGGCGGUUGAGAAGGCGGUGGUGGAAAAGAAGAUAAGGGUGUUGAUCAUGGAUCCUGGGCAUGUUAAGACGGAUAUGGGUGGACCGAGGGCGGUGUUGGAGCAGGAGGAGAGUAUUGGGGGAAUGUUGAAGGUGAUUCUGGAGGAGGCGGAGGGGAAGGGUAAGGGAGAUGUAGGCAAGGCGGUGUUUCGGCAGUAUGACGGGAAGGUCGUGCCUUGGUAG